CAAUCUGCAGCUUGAACUGUGCGGCCGACAGCCUCGACGACGCGAACAUGUCGGGCCUUCUCAACCUCAGCAGCCUGGGCAAGCUCUGCGGGUCCAGCCACAGCAAUGAAAUGGUGGUGUUGGACCGGGUCAAGAGGAAGAACUCUGUCAGGCGCAUGUCGAUUAUUGAAGAUGGUGAACUUGCCGAGGUUCUCUACCUUAUUCCCAAACAGUCCAUGGUGGAGCAGCUGCCUUUCCUCAACCCCAACGACUACAUCCUGUGUGAGAAGCUGGCCAGCAUACCUGCAGAGUUGUCAGUGAUGCAUAAUCACGAUGGCUCCUACCCGUGUUCUCCGGGGGGGAGGCGGGUCAUCCAGUGCUUUAGGUGUGGGGGCCCAUGCAAGGGAGAGGUGCUGCGAGUCCAGGCCAGCCACUUCCACAUAAAGUGCUUUACCUGCAAGGUGUGCGGAUGUGACCUGGCUCAGAGUGGCUUCUUCAUGAAGAACGGCGACUACCUCUGCCCGCUGGACUUCCAGAGGCUUCACGGCACAGUCUGCAACAACUGUGGGGAGUUUGUGGAGGGGGAGGUGGUCACAGUCUUGGGGAAGACCUACCACCCGGCCUGCUUUGUGUGCGCCGUUUGCAAACAGCCCUUUCCUGCUGGGGAUCGGGUCACCUUCAGUGGAAAGAACUGCCUCUGUCAGCGCUGUAUCCGACCCGUGUCUCCUACUCCCAAAGAUAUCCGCCGUUCCAGCAACUGCUCUGGCUGCGGUCGAGACAUCAAGAACGGCCAGGCUCUGGUAGCACUGGGCGGCCAGUGGCACCUCGGCUGCUUCAAGUGUAAAGCCUGCCGGAAAGUGCUGAGCGGAGAAUAUAUCAGCAAGGACGGCGUUCCCUAUUGUGAGAGGGACUACCAGAUUCAGUUUGGGAUACAAUGUGAAGCAUGUCAGAAGUUUAUAACUGGAAAAGUCCUAGAGGCAGGGGAGAAACAUUAUCACCCCAGCUGUGCAAGAUGCAGCCGAUGUGACAAAAUGUUCACAGAAGGUGAAGACAUGUAUCUGCAAGGAUCAACAGUUUGGCACCCGGACUGCAGAGACAACAGCAGAGCUGAGGACAGUUACAUGGUCAGCAGACCAAAAACACCAACUCUUGAUUUCUUUUAUCCCCGACAUAAACUGAAGCCCACUAGAUCAUCAUCUGAGAGCUCCUGCUCCAGGCCGGGCUCAUGCACACCGGGGAGUCCCAGUCGAACCAUCUGUGCAAAAGUAGAUAACGAGAUCAUUGAUUACCGAGACUUAGCGGCGAUUCCCAGAGUCAAGGCUAUAUACGAUAUAGAGCAUCCUGAUAUGAUAUCUUAUAAGUGUGUGAACGACAACUCCUCUACUUUGGACAACAAAGGCAACAGACAGGACAGGCAAAGCCCUGCAGAGUCCCCAGGAAACGUAUCUGAAUCCACAGAGGAGGGUUUUGAUGACAGAAAGUGCAUACCAAAAUCUACGAGCCACGGAUCUUUUGGAGUUCACACAAAGUACACUCGUCACAGCUACACUCCAAAUGUGUCCAGAUCGCCGCAGCACUUCCACCGGCCAGGGUUGAUGCUUUCUCCCUCUUUAUUCUCUGACAACAAAGACACAUGCCCCACUUCCCCUUUAUGUCACCACUCUCUCCCUCACGCCAAAGACGAAGGCUUCAACAUGUACAGGAGGCCUCCAAUUUAUAAACCGCAAGAUCCAAAUUCCCCCACAUCCCAAACAUCCUCUUUGCCUGCAUAUGGUCGCAAUGGCCUCAAUCCGCCGCGGUCAGCUGAUUUCUCCCAUUACAGCACUGACAGAUUCAGAGACUUCAAGCUCUUCCAUGAUGGUCAACAUCCAUUAACACGAAUGGACAGAGGAGUGUCUAUGCCUAAUUUGUUUGAUCCAAAAGUCUACCCGUAUCAACUGCUCGCAGUUAGUAGUAGAGGACGCGGGAGGCUUCCCAAUGAUGUUGACAGGACACGACUCGAGCGUCACCUGUCCCGGGAUUCAUUCUACGAGAUCUUUGGCAUGGAUAUUCAAGAGUUUGACAUACUUCCACUGUGGAAACGUAAUGACAUGAAGAGGAGGGCAAAUCUCUUCUAAAUGCUGCCUAAAUGCACGUUUUGACUCAUUGUUAAAAUGCAGUACAUGUCAAGUUCUGAUGGCACCUUAUGUGUAUUUCUUUGCAUUUGACACACAUUUUUUUGGACACCAUAUUGUGUUUCCCAGUUAGUUUCUGUAGGCUAUUGUAAUUAAUAAUGUUUAAAUGUAAAAUACCUCAAAGCAGAUAUGAACAUGAGAACUCAACUCGCUAUAGUCUUGGAUUCCCUUAUAGAUAGCCAUUAUUAUUAGCACCAUCUCCCCAGAGAUUAUGUUCAUAUUGGACGAUUCAGCUGUUUACAAUUUAUUUCCACUCAUCAUAAAUGCAAAAGGUAAUGUGACAUUUUUGGGCCCAAAAGUGAAAAGUAUAGAGAGCGUAACAUGUUCAUCUUUGAUGUCAGAGACCAGACUGUUUCAAACCAACAAUUCAUGUUCUGCAAAUGGCAACUACAAGAUGGAUACGGUUAGGCACAUUUGGUUUAAUGCAUGAGAAAAUGUAUUUUUCUGCUUGCCUUCUGAAAAUGAAAGAAUUAUUGAGAGGGGUUAGGGUAUUUAUGGGGUUUAAAGUCAGAGACAUUCAUGUCUAAAAUGGUUGUGAAGCUACAGUAAAGUUAGCUUGUUCUAUAUUAAAAGGUCAUUAUUAUUACCCUUUCGGGAUAAUAGAUCAUGAUACCUGAUGUAUGGUUGUAUGAUGGUCCGUCAAUGUUGUCAUUGUUACUUAUAUUAUAUUUUUGUUAUUUGGUUGAUUCUCACUUUGUUGUCUCCUGGUUUUACAAACGUUUAAACACAAAACUGAAAAGAAAAGAUUUUUAUGUCACUAUUUCAUCUCACGAUGUGCUUAAUUAACUGUUAAAGGAAUAAUUAAGAUGAUUUCACACUUGUUUUUCUGUUUUCCCCUUACUUAUCACUGUAUAUGUCACCUUGACACUGCUGUCGCAGCACACCACCUCAAGUUCCCAAAAUAAAAUCUUGCACUUUGUACAAGUUA
Molecule: messenger RNA, 3081 nt
Organism: Sebastes umbrosus (honeycomb rockfish)
Lineage: Eukaryota; Metazoa; Chordata; Actinopteri; Perciformes; Sebastidae
Product: actin-binding LIM protein 1-like
Exons: 21
Coding region: 48-2096 (682 amino acids)
Biological process (GO): lamellipodium assembly; cilium assembly; cytoskeleton organization
Cellular component (GO): stress fiber; actin cytoskeleton
Molecular function (GO): actin filament binding
Source: RefSeq, a predicted model, not a curated record